Molecule: messenger RNA, 2427 nt
Organism: Malus domestica (apple)
Lineage: Eukaryota; Viridiplantae; Streptophyta; Magnoliopsida; Rosales; Rosaceae
Source: RefSeq, a predicted model, not a curated record
UUCUAGUUUUUGGUUUUAUAUAAAGCGAAUAAUUAAAGCGUCUCCUCUGCCGAUCGCCAUUGCAAGUAAACAGACCAAACUACCGCAAGCAAAGCGGCAAAAACCCAGAUAAACGCACUGCCAAAACAGCAUAAAACCCAACCCCCACAACCGGCCGGCCGACUUCAGCCGCACCUCCGACCUCAGCCUAACCUCCGCCCUCAGCUAAGCCCACAAAACCCACAAAGCCCCACAACCGAAAGACUCAAUCUUUAUUCGCAUUUUGGAUUUUUGGGCGAUGCUUUGAAUAAGUGAGGAGCUUCAGAUACCCAGAUGCAGAAGAAGAGGUGGGCAGCAUUGUCCGCACUGAGGAAGGUGCUAACGUGCGCGAUAUGCUCAAUAGCGCUAGUGGCUCUCUUCUCUGUCCAUGUACUGGUCUUCCCUUCCUCAAGGGUCCAUGACUUCUCUGACCCCUUCAAGCUCCCCACGCGGGAUUUGGAUUUUGAUCGUCGCUAAAAGUACGGUUGUGGUCUCUAAAUAUACAAAGAGGCAACAUGAUAUUAAAUAUCAGAAGCUGAGCGCCGAGCAGAGCUGGACACUGGAGAUCGCUCCGCCCCAUCUGUUGAAAGCGCCUCUGCCUUCUAGCUCUCGCAAGUUGGAAGGUUCAAGUGGGAUUUUGGAAACUGACAAGCUAUGGAAACGUCCAUCAAAUCAUGAUUUUGUGCCAUGCGUAGAGCCAAGUCCCAAUUAUACAUCUCCUACAGAGUCACGGGGUUACCUGCUAGUUCAUACAAAUGGUGGGCUCAACCAGAUGCGUGCUGGGAUAUGUGACAUGGUAGCAGUAGCCCGUAUCAUAAAUGCUACUCUUGUAAUUCCGGAACUUGAUAAACGGUCAUUUUGGAAUGACUCUAGCAUCUUCUCAGAUGUUUUCGAUGAAGAUCAUUUUAUCAAUGCUUUAGCUAAUGAUGUCAAAAUUAUAAAAAAUCUUCCUAAGGAACUAGCUACUGGUAUAAGAGCGGUUAAGCAUUUUAGAAGCUGGUCUGGUAUGGAUUAUUACCAAGAUGAGAUAGCUGGCCUCUGGGAAGAAUACGAGGUUAUUCGAGCUGCCAAAUCUGAUUCUCGCCUGGCAAAUAACAACCUACCUCUAGAUAUACAGAAGCUUCGCUGCCGUGCUUGUUAUGAAGCUUUACGUUUUGCACCUCAAAUUGAAGCAAUGGGAAAAUUGUUAGUUGAUCGAAUGAGGUCGUUUGGUCCUUAUAUUGCUCUGCAUUUACGAUUUGAGGAGGACAUGCUUGCCUUUAGUGGAUGCACACAAGAUUUAUCUCCAGAUGAAGCUGAGGAACUAAGGAUAAUUCGAGAGAAUACCCCAUACUGGAAAGAGAAGGAAAUUGAUUCCACAGAACAGAGAUCCAAAGGGUAUUGCCCUUUAACACCAAAGGAGGUUGGAAUUUUUCUCACCUCUCUUGGGUACCCCUUGAACACACCUAUAUAUCUUGCUGCUGGGAAGAUAUAUGGGGGCGAGUCUCAUAUGGCUGCUCUGCGGUCCCGUUAUCCAAUACUGCUGAGCAAGGAAACAUUGGCAUCUGCCGAGGAGCUUGAACCUUUUACCAAUCAUGCAUCUCAAAUGGCUGCGCUUGACUACAUUGUUUCAGUUGAAAGUGAUGUAUUUAUACCUUCAUACUCUGGAAACAUGGCGAGAGCAGUCGAAGGUCAUCGUCGAUUUCUUGGACACAGGAAAACAAUAUCUCCUGACAGAAAAGCCCUUGUUCGCCUGAUUGACAAACUUGAGCAGGGCACUCUGAAAGAGGGCAAAAACCUAUCAAAUAGAGUUAUUGAAAUGCACAAGAAACGGCAAGGCUCUGCGCGGAAGAGAAAGGGUCCCAUUUCAGGAACUAAGGGCACGGAAAGGUUUCGUUCAGAAGAACCCUUUUAUGUGAACCCUUUACCAGAUUGCUUGUGUAAGAAGGAAUUCCCGAUACGAGCAACUCUCUAAUCGUCUCAGAUAGUGAAAUGGUUAAUCUUGAGAAAAGAUUCCUGUGCUGGAAGGCUGGUGAGACGAUCAUUCUUUGCAGUUUAUUGGAAGUUUACAAACUGGUGUUUCACUUGUACGCACAGGGACGCAGAGUGUGUGUAUAUCCUGAGUUUAGGUAGCUGGUGGGUAUGGGGGCGGUAUAUCAUAGUGUUGAUGAAGAGCAAACUGCUAGAGUAGGGUAUGCAGGUGAGGGAACGAGAUGCCGGGGACGUGGCCUUCCAUUUAUGACCAAGGCAAUAUUUGUUGUGAGCUUUGCGAAGUUGGCCUGGUUUCUACAUUUUCUGGAAUUAGAGAAAAAUGAUUCAUUGGGGAUACGAAAAUAGUUAAAUUGUUUGUUUCCAAAAGUUAGAGGCACUCUUCCAUGUACUCAUAGUCAUAAUCGAUGCAAUAUAAGUUAUGGAUUUUGUUUGUUCUCU